This is a messenger RNA of Alligator mississippiensis (American alligator), 8155 nucleotides long. It is a transcript of the gene B3GALT5, whose product is annotated as beta-1,3-galactosyltransferase 5. Gene Ontology annotation, molecular function: N-acetyl-beta-D-glucosaminide beta-(1,3)-galactosyltransferase activity. NCBI's taxonomy places the organism in Eukaryota, Metazoa, Chordata, Crocodylia, Alligatoridae. The coding region runs from base 483 to 1457 and encodes 324 amino acids. Gene Ontology annotation, cellular component: membrane. The record is from RefSeq and is a predicted model, not a curated record. The transcript is spliced from 4 exons.
GUGCUCUCUACUCCUCCCAUUUGUAAAUGCCUGAGAAAGGAAGCUUAUCAUUCAUCUUGUUUGAGUUCAUUUGUCCACGACGAGAUCACUCACCAUUGAAGAGCUAAGACUUUGCCUGCUUCCCACUUGCUGCAGCUUCUGUACAGGACGGCUAUGAAAGCAUCCGGGUGCAUUGCAGAAAUGUAAGGUUUUGUCUUCUCCCUGGUAAACAGGAAGAACUGAUCCUAUAGUUAAAGCUCUGGACUGAGACUCUGCACAUUUAGGUUCUCUCUUGCCCCAGGGGAUGUUGUCCUAGGGGAUCUUGGAUGGCUGAUCUCAUUCUCAAAUCCACUACCUACAGUGACCAGAAAUGGAGAAAAAUAUGGGACCCAUUUUUGGAAUAAUAAAAAAAGACUGCUGGACAAGAAUGGAGAGAAGAUAAGGAGAGAACAGUCUAGUCUGGCCAUACUUGAGGGCUCAGGACAUGGUCAUCUUUCAAAUGAAUGGAGAAAUCAGGUAUGGCUUUCAAGAUAUCCAGAAUGUUUAUUUUCCUUAUAGCAGUUGCAUCUUUUUUGUGUGUCUGUUUUUACACCACCCUCAACUGGAGUGAUAUCUGCAUAUUCUGCCCAAAGGGUGAAGUGGUUACAUCAUUGACUUAUUUUAAAAAAAAGACUGAAAAGUUCCUGCAGUUGCCAGAUACGGACUGCAGUAAGAAUCCUCCAUUCCUAGUACUGCUUGUGACAUCAUCAUGUGACCAGAAAGAAGCUAGGAUGGCUAUUCGUCAAACGUGGGGGAAGGAGAGACUAGUUGCUAGGAAACGAAUUCUAACAUUUUUCCUCCUUGGAACCACUGAGAAUCAAUAUGAGCAAACUGAGGUUCUCGCUGAAAGCCAGGCAUACAAAGAUAUUAUCCAGAAGGGUUUUAUAGAUACAUAUUAUAAUUUGACUUUGAAAACAAUGAUGGGAAUGGAAUGGGUUCACAAAUUCUGUCAACAGUCCAGUUUUGUUAUGAAAACUGAUUCAGACGUAUUUGUCAAUGUCUUUUACUUGACUGAACUUCUUUUAAGAAAGAACAGAAGCUCUAACUUUUUUACAGGGUUUUUAAAAAUGAAUGAGCGCCCAAUACGACAGGUGUUUAGUAAGUGGUAUGUGAGUAAAUAUGAAUAUCCUGGAAGCACUUAUCCUCCAUUUUGUUCAGGAACUGGUUAUGUUUUUUCUACUGAUGUUGCUAGUCAGGUUCUUAAUAUUUCAGAAAGCAUUCCCUUUAUUAAACUAGAGGAUGUUUACAUAGGACUGUGCCUAGCCAAACUACAAAUCAAAUUGGAGGAACUUAAUUCAAAACAGACAUUCUUUCCAAUCAAGCUUCAGUUCUCACUUUGUCACUUUGUGACUUGCCACUACAUUACACCUCGUGAACAGCAGGACUAUUGGUCUCAGUUAGAGAAAUCAGUAGAUAAUAUGCCCAGCUGCUUGACAUAGCUGAAACAAGAAACUAACACACAAAAAUCCAGAGGGCCAGUCUUUACCCAGGCAAAACUCUCCCUGAAAUCAGGACAUGGACCCAUUCACUGAAGAAGACAUUAAAUAUUUCUGUUAGCAUUUUUGUUAUCACCAUACCUGUCUAGGAAUGUGAAAAUCUCCAUCUCACACUUUGUAAUUUUGCUUUUCUUUAUUUGCAAGCACUUUGUUUUCUUUCAGGUUUUAAGUCAAUGUGACUGUUCUGCUCUGUCUGUCUGCACACCGGCAUCACCAGCAACAGGUCCAAGAAUGACUAGUGAUAUUGUAUAUAGACGAAUAAGCAGAUAUUUGAUAGAUAAUUUGUGUGUGUUUGAGGGUGGGUGGUGGGGGUUAAAAAUGUUUACAGGCCAAAAGGAUAUUCCCACAUUUCCUGACAGGCCACAUUCCUGCAAUAGACUUGUAUAGAACACUACUGAAAUCCACAAGGCUUUGCUCAGAUUCAAGGAUAUGCCUAUGCAAAGCUCAUUGCAAGACCUUAGCCUUUGGUACGGUGGGUUAUCUCAAGAGCCUUUAAGGACACCAGAUUUGCUUUCUAGGUACACUUCAUACCGAAUAUCAAGCACAUAGAGCCUUUUCCAAAGUCCGGUGGAGAUAGUCCCACUUACUUCUAUUGACUUGGAUUUGUUCUAGAAAGGAUUUUAUGAAUCCAUGGAUCACUGUCACAGCUAUCGCUUUCUGAGCAUUGUACCAUAUUUUCUCAUGUAUAACCUAUUCUUGAAUAUAAUGUACACCCUGUUUUUUAAAAGGUAGUAUGUAGAAAAAAGGGUCUAGGGACCUGAGCCUACUGCCAGCCCUGGGUGCUGGUUGGGACCCAUGGGGACCAAUCCAGCACGGUGGGUUUGGGGCUAUGUACCAGGUCUGAUCCCACGUGGUAGGUCUGGGACUGUGUGACAGGCCUGAUCUGACACAAUGGGUCUGAAUCCAUGUGGCAGGUCUGGGACUGCACAGCCUGAGGGCAUAGCCAGUUUGGGACUGCAUAGACAUGUGCCAUGUCCAACCCCACACGCUGUCUCUGGGGCUGAAUGCCGACUAUGCCCUGUCUCUGGAGCCACAUGCUAGGUCCAACCUAGAACAUGGUCCAAGAGCCAGUGCAAGGUCCCAGACUCAGCAUGCCAACUCCAACCCAGCACAUGGCUUCAUAAUCAGCGUGCGAGGCACCAUCUAGCAUACCAGGCCCAGAGCUGUAUGCUAGGUUGUACUUAAUGCACUGGCUUUGGCCAUGGACCAGCCCUGUGCACAGGCUGAAUCUGGUAUGUGGAUGGGGAGAGUGGCUCCCCAUGGCUCUGGAAAUCUGGUGAUGUGGGGUGGGGAGCAGUGGCAUGUUAAUUAUCUUGGUACCCAAAGCUACAGCACUUAAUGCUCCCACCACUCCUUUCCCACCCCCCAGCCAAAUUUCUGGAUCCCUAAGGCUCUCUUUUCCUUGCACAUAAUGUGCACCCCAAUUUUCCCCAGUUUGUUUUUUUGGGGGGUGGGGGGAAAGGUGUAGGUUAUAUGUGAGAAAAUAUGAUAAUUUUGUAACAUGGUUUAUUGGAACUGAAUUAUGAUCGCUUUAAAUGAAUGAGACAAUGUAUUAUAAACAUCUUCCUUCCUGUCAUAAAUUCAGGGAGGAGCAAAAAAAUUUUGCUGUAAUCAAACAUGCCCGCUUAAUGUUACAGACCAAGAGCCUGAUUCUCUGUUUUUUUUAGUAUCCAGUGUUUCUAGAGAUCCAUGGGAGCUUUUGAUGUACAAUGAACAUAGGACUGAGCCCUUAAAGUAAAUGCAACUGAUAAAUAAAGUGAAAAUGUAGAGGGUAAAUUCUGUAGUCACAACAUUUGCAAAAUUCCCACUGAUUUAUGGAGAAGUAUGUUCCAUCAUGGCUAACAUAUAACUGAUAGACUCCAACCUAUCAGUUUUAUUUACAAAUAUAUACCACAACCCAAGGCUAUAUUAAAUUGAUGUUUUACUAGAAGUACUUUGAAAUCUCAUAAAUACAAUAUUCUGAUACAGUUAUAUGAACCAGUAUGAUGCAUUUUGCUGUAAGUGACUAGUUAUUGUAGCUUGGGGCCCCAAUUCAUCUAGAUGCUUAAAUAUGUGCCUGACUUCAAACAUGAUAGUUUUACUGAAAUCAGUGGAAUUACUCCUGCUCAAAGUUAGGUGUAUGCUCCAGGGUUUAGAUUUGGGGCCUGGAAAAAUAGUUAUUGACUACAUUUACUGUGUAUUUUCUGUAAGGGAAAGUUACAAGGCUAAAAUGAACAUGAAAUUUCCAAUAUUUCAACAAUUCCAACAUCAGUUUCAUGGCAUUGAGCUUAAGGUAGAAGAAUAAGUAUACCUUAUCACAUAGUUCUCUCUGAAGGUGAGCAUAAGUAUCUCUAGAUCUGGGAAGUGAUAAUGAUAACUGUAAUAACAGGAACAAGAACAAUGAUUUGUUCACUUCUGGUGCAGUGCAAUGUGGAGUGUCCUUAAUUUGCAUAUCACAGGAUGAGCAAAUCCUUUCUGUUUGUUCAGCAUCAGGGAACACACCCCAGCUAUAUCUGAAGUUAUUUUGCUGGUCGUCUCAGUGGGGGAGGUAGAUCAGGGUCCUUAAGCCAAGCUUCAUUUUUUUCACCACUUUUCUUAACUGUCCUUCUCAAUGUAAAGAAUUUCUAGGGCUGUCAUAGGACAUAAAUACACAAGCUGUGCAUGAUGCCAAUGUAAAGAUUAAAGACACUGGGAAGGUUCUGUGCUGUGCUUCUGCAGAGGCCAGAAGAAAGAAGGAGAUAGGUGGCUCAAAAUGGCUAAAACUGGCAUUUGCAUAAGUUACAGCAUUCCCGGAGGAUGUCUCUUUUUGGGACAACAUAUUGAUAUGCUGAUAUUGCACCAUGACUGAUAUAUGUCAGUAUAUGCUGAUGCUGCACUAUGGAAUUCCUGUAGUGCUGAGUUUUAAGGGAAUGUCCCUGGUCUGUCCAUAGCCUUGCCCCUGUGCUGGAGACUGUGAAAUGAAGUAUGGUAAGACUAUUUACUCUGCUGUUCUUGCACUAAGGAAAAUUCUUCCUCAGUCCCUCAUAGCUAGGGCCGUCCCUAAAGGGGAUGAAUCAGGGUGACUGCGCUGGGCUCCACGCUUUUGGGGGCCUUGUGGUCAGUGCUGUAUAGGCCCCGCCACAGCUGCCAUGUGCCGCCACUGCCAAGACCCACUGGCUCUGCCACUGCUGCCAAGGGCUGCUAGCUCUGGCUGCUUGCCACCCCGCCCCCCCAGGCCCUGCACAGGCUGAUAUGCCCCAGACCAGCAUACCCCUAGGGAUGGCUCUGCUUGUAGCUCUCAGCCCGCAUUCACUGUUGGAUAUCACAUAGCCACUAUCUCUGUGCCUAAUACUAUUAUUAUCCUGUCCACUAGGAGCAGCUUUGUCCUUUAUAGUUAGCAAAAAGUAUUCAAUAUCAGAAGAAUGAUUUUUCUGUGCUAGACAUUAAAAUCUAGUAGCAGUGUUGCUGCUGUAGCUGUGAUGGUCCAGGGAAUAUGUAAGAUGCCAGAUUUCUAGGGUGAGAUAAUAUCUUUUAUUGGACCAGCUGUGUGGCUAGGACAGAAGUUACACAAACCUUUUCCUCAGAUCUGGGAAAGAAGCAGAUACAACCCAAGCUAAAUACCAGGUAGAAAAACUGCUCUCAUUUAACCUUGUUACAUUAAUGAAUAUGAUCCUUUAAAACAGUGGUCUCCAACCUUUUUAUGGUAAAGAUCACUUUUUGGCACCCCAGGAUCUAUCUGGGCCUGGCUCACCUCAACUCCCUCCCGAUCCCUGCCAAGCCCUAGCCCCAGCCCCAGCCCCAGCCCCAGCCCCAGCCCCAUUCCCUCUCCCCCACCCACUGCCUCUCUCCCUGCAGACUUUCUACGGGGGGGGGGGAGGGGGCACAUGCUCAGCCCCCCUGCCCUGCCGCCCCCCCCCGCCCCAUUUUCUUCUCCCUCUGCCUAUGGUUAUAUGUGAGAAAAUGUAGUGGUCAGUUCUGUUAGAUGGUGUGGCUGUUUAGCCUUAGGUAGGCUGAAUUUGUGCACAAAGACUCAGGCCUUUCCCUUACCAGCAUAUUUCUGUGCUGCUUCCCUGAAGUGAAUGUGACUUAUGAGGUACUGAAAUCCCUCUAUCAAUUACAAUUUGUACAUAAUUUUGUAAAGACUUUGUGAUCCUUUCUUACUAUGAAGAGAACAGUCACCUUUUGAGGUCCAGAUUCUGGUACCCUUCCUCAAAAUGGAUGGGUGGUAUUUUGGACCAAGAGUGGCUCUGUUAUGUUCCACAGAAUCACUAGUGAAGUACAGCUUAAUGUGAAUCAAGAUUGCAGAAUCUGCCCUACUGUUUGUAAAAAAGGGAUUCAUGUUAAGUUUAUGGUCACCAUGUUACUGGCAAUGAAUUCUCUGGAGAUUGUUUAAAGGACUAUCCCACGAUAAGCAGAGAGAGGGAGUUUGCUUUGUUAUUUUGAAGUCAGGAAGAAGGCAGGGUGUGCAUGAAUUCACUUAAUCAGAUGAUGAUACACUGAUAAAGUGCUGAUAAUGUGAACUCAGGCUCACAGAAGCUUAUGCAUGUCUGAUUUAGUUAGUCCAUAAGGUGCAUCUCAGCCCUGCCUUCUGACUUCCCAACAUGAACACCGUUUCCUCCCCAUAUAUUUGUGUGGUUCUAGCAGCUUAUGGAAAUAUGGAUUCCCAUCAUUACUUCCAUUUAAAAUAAUAUUGCCACUAUGUUAUGUUCAGAAUAUAACAGGUGUUUGUCUAGGACUCUAUAUUAUUAAUAUUAUUGUGGCUAGUUGGCUAAAUUGUUUGAGAUAUUCAUUACUGAAGGCUAGCAAAUGGUCUCAAUUUAAAUAGUUCAGCUGCCCUUUUUGCAUUAUCUGAAGGAAUGGUUUUGACUGAUAUAUCCUACUUUCAUCACAAUUAUUUAAGUUAUAUUUUGAUUUCUUUUUUUAGUUCUAUACACUUGAUAAAUCUGCUCUGAACAGUAAUAAGUGAAAGAUAUUAUUAGAGACUAAAACAUUAAGUUACAUUAUUACAAAAACCAUAAGAAAAUAAUUGAUCACAGGUAUAUCAAAUUCAUUAGUUUAAAAACUAACACUUGACAAUUUUGGUAUUAGCCAAAUGAAAAGAACUCUUGCAGUUUAAGUCACUGAUAAUGGUUUUAGCAACAUUACACUGAACAGUGUACUAAUGAACUUUGCCAAAUUAUUUAUAUUUUGCUAAUAGUGGUCAGUAUGGAAAAUCUGGAAACAUUUAUUAGUAGGCUUGGCAGAAUUCAAUUUUUAUUUUUUAAAUAGUUUUGGUGGCUAAAAGCAGUGUUCAAUUCUAAGCCUUUAUUUCAAUUGUUAUCUAUUUACAUUUUCAGGAUGGUAUGAAAUUAGGGAUGUGGGGUGCAGGCAAUGUAGUAAUGACAGGAUACUGUUAAAAGCUUUAUAAAAUCACACAUCAACAUAUAAAAAGUAAAUAUCCAUAAAUCAAUAAAUCAUAUCUUCUUUAAAUCAUUCUCUUCAUUCAUAAGGAAAGAGCUGGGUGAUCAGGGACGAGAGGAGGAGGGCAGCAGCACUCUUAGAGCUCUGGGAACAUGGCCCUCAGGGCCCACCGCCCUGUUUAGCCAACCCAGCCCAGGCAGGACCCUGCUGCCACUCCCUCUCUGGUCACUCCCCAUCCCCACCUCUUGGCUUUGGGUAGGGGUUUGUUUAAGUAGCCUGUUAUCCCCCUCCAGCCUGCUUCCAAACCUGUGAAUGAGCAGCUAAUUACUUAAUUGAUCAAUCAUUAGGCCACCCCUUGUUUUCCUCUUUAACCCCUACACCCUCUGUCCCGCCAUCUCUUUUGCUCCACUAGCAGUAACAGGGGUAAGGGUUUUACUGUCCCCUUUCUAUAAAUUUUGAUUAUUACCAAUGGAAAUAUUUUUCUGUUGGUCUGUGAGUGUGUGGUCAAACUGACAUGUUUAUCAAUAACAAUCAAAUCCUGCCAAGGCUAUUUAUUGGUUUUGUAAAUACAAAUUAUGCAGUGCUAGACGUAUGAUUUUUUAAAAAAAAAUCUGAUGACAUGCUUCAGAAUGAAUUAUUUAAAGAGCUUACUUGCAGAGGAAGUGCUAUAUUGUAACAUUUUUAUACUCAAUGGUUCAGAAAACAAUCAGAUCAGGACAUUUUGAAUCACUCUAGAAAUUUGAAAGAUACUCUGCUGUCUUUCAGUUUAGCCCUUGGGCCCAUAAAAACAAACAACAAAGCAGACAGUGGAUUACAGUUAAUUAAAAUAUAUUUCAGCAUCCUAAAGUUUCCACUCCCCUCAACACAAGCUCUUUUUAAGAAAAUAAAGUGAUGUUAAUAAAUAAUGUAAAUCCUAAACUCUUUGGACAACUUUUUAUUUCUUUUUUAAAAUUUUGGCUGGGAUUUUCAAAGGUGCCGCAGGGUCCACAUCUCAAGAAUGUGAAUAGGGUUUGUGAAGAGAAAUCUCUUAGGCUCCUCAGAAAGUCCCAGUCUAUAUUUUUGUAAUCAUUCAUUGGCCAUAUGUAAAAACUCAAUGUAGCAAAAGGGCUAAUUAUGUAUAGCAUAUCUGAUGCCACAAAGUAUGAUUGUACUUGCACAGGUAACUUUUUAGUUCUAAUAUAACUAUGCAUGACACUGUUUACAUUAUUUGCAUAGGACAUCUAAAUGUUAAGCUAACAAAAACUGAAUGUCUGAUGAUAUUUUAGUAAAAUAUUUUAUCACAG